UGUUAAUUUUAUUUUGAAAAGUUAAUGUUAGCCUCUGUUAAUUAUAUAGCUUAUGGUCAGUCAUAAAAUUUGAUAUUCAAGGUGGUUUUCUUCACAAAAGGACAGUCAGUUUUAAACUGGAUUGUUCAAAAAUAUUAAAAAGAUGCUAGAAGUUAACUAAUUUGUCAUAAUUUUGGUUGUCUGAGAUUUUUAUGCUUUUCUUACCUUUUAAUUAUUUUACCUAAGCUUUCACUAUUUUUUGAGAGAAGGAGUAAUUUGCACUGCUGUAACUUAUCCACAAAUUUUCUUUCACAUAAUUAUUAAAAACCACACCAUCUAAUAAAACUGCACCCUCAAUAAACUUAUUUUAUCUACCUUCCCAAAUCCAGUCCAACAUCUAAUUUUCCCAUAAUCCAAAAUCCCACCCCAAAUACCCUUCUUCCUCCCACCCUCAUCCCUCUAAAUCCCACUUCCUUCACCCAUUUCCCCAAUGCCUCCUUCUUCUCAAAUAUUUCUAAAAUUUCAACGGGGUUUGCAUGUUGACUUAUAAUAUGUUUCUAAAAGUAAAUUAUUGCAAACAUUUAGCUUAGGAUACAUUGGAGAUUUUUAACCAAUAUUUUAUACAACUGAAUCCAACUAAAUUUGACUAUCUUUAGAACUUUUAAGGCAGAUAAGUAAAAACCCUUCUGAAAAAACUGAGACUGACCCUAAAAGAGGGACUAUUUCUAAAGAAUUCAGAAUAUCAAAAUAUGAUUGGAGCUUUAUUAGUAAAUAUCAGAUUUGAUGAAUUAUUUCCUGAUGACAAAUAAUUUUAUAUGAAUUUAAAUAGAGCCUUCUCCAGCUGCAGGCAGAACAUCAUUCAUUGUAAUCACUCAUUCUUUAGAAGUUAUUUCUGUUGUCCCUUCAGAAACAUCUUUCUUACAAGGUUUGAGAGUAAUGAUGUUAGGUUUCUUAUUUCAGAGACUCAACUAGUCUGACAAAAUUUCCUAUGACUCCAGUUCUUCAAUGAAGACUUCUGAUGAUGCAAACCUCCACUAUUUGAAAGACGAAUUCUCGCCUCUGGUCGAUAUUUAUUAUCAUACUCUUCUUCUGCGAUGUGAACUUCAUGAAUGAAUAUUUGGUUUUCGGAUUUUCUUUUUCUUUCUGAAACGCAUAAAUCAUUUCUCAUAGUGAAGUGGUUUCCUAAUGACUCCAUAAAUUGACCAAUUUCGCUCUUCUUAAUGCUUCCCUUAUCAUUCAUUAGCAAGCUUGUGUGUCACUUCCUGGUAGGACUAACAAGAUUUAAUACAGCUGGGGACUCAUUCGGGACAUCCCAGAGGUCAUAAUCCUCGUCUUUGCUCUAAAAAGACAUAUAAGUUCCCCAUGCAAACUUUUGGGGGAUAUUCAAAUGUGAACUUUUUAAUAAGACUUACGUUGCUCUUG
This is a messenger RNA of Moneuplotes crassus, 1401 nucleotides long. Lineage: Eukaryota; Ciliophora; Spirotrichea; Euplotida; Euplotidae. The record is from the annotation of a GenBank genome assembly.